This is a messenger RNA of Arabidopsis thaliana (thale cress), 877 nucleotides long. RefSeq names its product Calcium-binding EF-hand family protein. The transcript has a single exon. Bases 154 to 738 code for a protein of 194 amino acids. Gene Ontology annotation, molecular function: calcium ion binding. The record is from RefSeq and is marked reviewed. NCBI's taxonomy places the organism in Eukaryota, Viridiplantae, Streptophyta, Magnoliopsida, Brassicales, Brassicaceae.
CCUAUUUCCAAUUUCUUUUCAAACAAGGACUCUGUCUUUUGUCUCUACUUGCCCUACCACUUUCCUUGCACCAACACUUGAAAAUCUCAAAUCUUGUAUAUAUAUCAACAAACAAACACAAAUUCUAUAUAUCAUUCAUAACAAAACAUAACCAUGGAGUCGAAAUCUUCUUCUUCUUCUCUACCUUUGUUUGCUCUGUUCAAUUUUUUCCUCAUAAGUUUUUGCAGAUGGGUUUCUUCUACACGUAUCUUUUUAUCAAGAUUCGUCCCUCUUCUUCAACAUCAUCAACGCGUUUUCGACAAAAAGAACAACAAAGACCAACAAGAGACUUUGACCAAACAAGAAGAUGAUGAUGAUGAUGAUGAUGAUGAUGAUGAUGAUGAUGAUGAUGAUAUUGAUAUUUCUAGAGAAGAGGCAGAGAUGGUUAUGAGAAGCUUAGGGCUUUUUUACAACGAUGAUCAGCUUCAAGAACAAUACAGUGCAAAAGAAGUCUCGAGUUUGUUCGAAGAGAAAGAAGCGAGUUUGGAAGAAGUCAAACAAGCUUUUGAUGUGUUUGACGAAAACAAAGAUGGUUUCAUUGAUGCUAUAGAGUUACAGAGAGUUUUGACAAUCUUAGGGUUUAAACAAGGAUCUUACUUAGACAAUUGUUUGGUAAUGAUUAGGUCAUUAGAUGGGAACAAAGAUGGAAAAAUCGAUUUUAACGAGUUUGUUAAAUUCAUGGAGACUAGCUUUUAUUGAACCAAAAAGUUUUGUAAUGACAUUCAUUCUUUAAUCUAAUGUUAAUACUUCAUUAAACCAUGUCUCUUUGUGGUAUUUAAUCGAACACUUUCCAUGCACAAAGUGUUUUCGUGUGUUUAAGAUAAAAACUAAUCAGAUA